Molecule: messenger RNA, 2285 nt
Organism: Ahaetulla prasina
Lineage: Eukaryota; Metazoa; Chordata; Lepidosauria; Squamata; Colubridae
Gene: PSMD3
Product: proteasome 26S subunit, non-ATPase 3
Exons: 12
Coding region: 122-1687 (521 amino acids)
Biological process (GO): ubiquitin-dependent protein catabolic process; regulation of protein catabolic process
Cellular component (GO): proteasome regulatory particle, lid subcomplex; proteasome complex
Molecular function (GO): enzyme regulator activity; protein binding
Source: RefSeq, a predicted model, not a curated record
UCGACCCCGCCCCUCGGCGAUCGGCUGGUCGAACUUGAUUCUGCUUUCCCGACGUGCCCUGCGUCGCGCCCCGCGAUUGUUGCUCUGUCACGGUCGCCGCCGGUGCGUGGAAGACGGAGCCAUGAAGCAGGAAGGCGGAUCGAGACGCCGCGCCGGAUCCGAAAAGGCCAAGCUGCCCCCCGCCGAGCCCCCGCAACCUCCCCCUCCGGCAACCGAUGUGGAGAUGCCGGAGGAGGCGCCUCCGGCCGAACCUGCUUCGGCCGAAAAAACGCAGCGCGAGCUCGACGCCGUCACGCUCGAAGACAUCAAAGAACAUGUGAAGCAACUUGAGAAAGCUGUAUUAGGGAAGGAGCCUCGUUAUGUUCUACGUGCCCUCAGAGCUUUGCCCUCCACUUCCCGUCGCCUCAACCCCAAUGUGCUCCAAAAAGCCAUCAGUGGCUUUUUCACAUCUAACAGUGCUGUGCGGGACUUCCUCAUCAGCUUCCUGGAGGAGCCUAUGGACAUAGAAGCGGACCUACAGUUCCGACCCCGUACAGGGAAAGCAGCUUCCACUCCUCUUUUGCCAGAAGUAGAAACAUAUCUCCAAUUACUCCUGGUCAUCUAUUUGAUGAAUAGUAAACGCUACCAAGAGGCCCAGAAAGUUUCAGAUGAUUUGAUGCAAAAAAUAAGUCCUCAAAAUCGCCGUGCCCUUGAUCUAGUGGUGGCCAAGUGUUACUAUUACCAUGCUCGUAUCUAUGAGUUCUUGAAUAAGUUGGAUGUGGUCAGGAGUUUCCUUCAUGCUCGUUUAAGGACAGCAACACUCCGGCAUGAUGCAGAUGGACAGGCUACUCUGCUAAAUUUGCUGCUCAGGAACUAUCUUCAUUAUGACCUUUAUGAUCAAGCAGAAAAGCUGGUCUCCAAAUCAGUGUUCCCUGAGCUGGCAAACAAUAAUGAAUGGGCCAGGUACCUCUACUAUACUGGACGUAUCAAAGCCAUCCAAUUGGAAUAUUCUGAAGCUCGGAGAACUAUGACAAAUGCGCUGCGGAAAGCACCCCAGCACACAGCUGUUGGCUUCAAGCAGACAGUUCAUAAGUUGCUGAUUGUGGUGGAAUUGCUACUGGGUGAGAUUCCAGAUAGACUGCAGUUUCGGCAGCCAUCUCUGAAAAGAUCUCUCAUGCCCUACUUCCUUUUGACACAGGCUGUUCGAACAGGAAAUCUAGCCAAGUUCAACCAGGUUCUCGAUCAGUUUAGUGAUAAGUUCCAAACAGAUGGAACAUACACCCUCAUCAUCCGCCUAAGACACAAUGUGAUUAAAACAGGUGUUCGCAUGAUCAGCCUUUCGUAUUCACGCAUCUCCUUAGCUGAUAUAGCUCAGAAGUUGCAAUUAGAUAGCCCAGAGGAUGCUGAAUUCAUUGUUGCCAAGGCUAUUCGGGAUGGUGUGAUUGAAGCUAGCAUUAACCAUGAGAAAGGAUAUGUCCAGUCAAAGGAGAUGACUGACAUUUAUUCCACCCGGGAGCCUCAACUUGCCUUCCACCAACGUAUUUCCUUCUGCCUCGACAUUCACAAUAUGUCUGUCAAGGCUAUGAGAUUCCCCCCCAAAUCUUAUAACAAGGAUUUGGAGUCUGCAGAGGAGCGCCGAGAGCGUGAGCAGCAGGAUCUAGAAUUUGCUAAGGAAAUGGCAGAAGAUGAUGAUGACGGUUUCCCUUGAUGCUCUGUAGGGAUGGGCAUAUUUGUUUGCAACAGUUUUUGUUUGUUUUGUUUUUGUUUUCCAAUGCAAACCUUCAUCUAUUGUCUGAAAACCAGAACUUGCCUUCUUUCCAUAUUCUGCAUGUUGGGGGCGGUACAAAAUAUAUAUCCUCUAGCUGCUGCAGGAAGAAGACCCAGGACCCCAGACUAAAGGGUUAGUCCUUGCUUCUGAAGUAAAGAUUACUGUGGUUUUCAGUCAUAAAUGUUCCCUAUAAUGGGCCAGACGAAUCCAGUGUUGUCUUUACUUGAGUUCUACUCCAGCUGGCUAUUUCAGUGACAGAUCUUUGUCAAGUUUUGUUUAGGACUUUUAAAUAAAAGUUUGAGGAAAAUAAAAUGCUUUUUAAAUGGAACUCACAUUUACUCAGAUCUAACAAUAGAGUCACUGGCAAUAUAGGAAUUCAAACUCUUUUUUUUUCUCUCUUAUUGAUAUUGGUAUGCCUAAAAACAUCAUUCUAUUUGAUAAUAAAUCAUAAGUGUUACAGGCAGAGGAAUACAGUCUGAGCACCAAUUAGUGAAAGAAAAACAUGGUUUUUAAAAUUAAAAUAAAUAUAGAAAUUAGA